UGAAUGUGGUCACUGUUAAUAUCAGCUUAGCAAACUGUUAUGUUUACACAGAAGCAGCCCUUAAAAACGCAAAAUCACAAAUCAGAAACGUAAACAAUUUGGAUAUUUUGCCAAAAUGGAUAGCUUACACGAUGUUUGCCGUGUGUGUGCAAAUAAAAUAAAGGACAAGAAGCGUCAGCAGCAUAUAUUCAACUAUUUACGAGGCAAAUUACUCCAAAAUCUGAAACUAAUUACCGGAGUCGAACUAUUUCCGAAUGAAGGCUUACCAAAAUAUAUUUGCGAUCGCUGCGGCAAUGAGCUGGACUUGGCCAUUAAGUUUCGGGAGCGCUGUAUCUUUUCGCAAAAGUAUCUCAACGAAAUGCAUGCAAAGAUACACAACAAGUCGGUAGUCUCAACGGCUGAACGAGAGCUGCACGAAGAUUUGAUCGAUGAGGAGCAGUUGGAAUACAUUGAUGAAGAAGUGCAAAUUUUAGAAGAUAAUUAUGAAAUUCCUCAGGAUGACGUUACCGAAGAGUUGGUUGAUGAAGAAUUUGUGGAGGAAACUGACGAUGCUGAAGAAGAGGAUACAGAGGAGCAAAUGAAUAAAGAGAAAAGGCAUUGGGUACUUCUGGAAGACAACCGUCCUACUAAAAGACUGAGAAACUUUUUUAUAUGUGAAGAGUGUGGCGAGUAUUUCAACGACGAGGACGAAUACAAUGAGCAUGCCAAGGGACAUGUGCAACAUAAGGAAUCCAAACGUUUCUUUCCUUGCUACAAGUGUCCGGCAAAUUUUAAUACUAAAAUAGCCUUAAAACUUCAUCGACAAGAGCAGCAUUCCGGCGAUAGGCUUUUCAAAUGUUCCACGUGUGGCGAAACCUUUCUGCAGCACAGCGCCAAACAACGACAUGAGAAAGCGCACAUCAAUGAGAGACCAUAUCCCUGCUUAGAAUGCGACAAGUUCUUCAAAAGUGUGUCCGAGCUAAGCGCGCAUUCCGCAAGUCACGAUAUAAGGAAAUUUAGAUGCGAACCGUGCAACAUGGACUUCACAACGCGCAUGAAUCUCGUGGCACACUCAAAUACAUAUCCACAUAAAAGAACUAUGCAGCAAAUGCAGGACGAGAUUAAUCUGCUGUAUGGCGAAAACCAGGAUCUAGCGGAGAUUAAUUAAUCAAUAGUAAUUAGUAUUAAAUAUAAUUUAAAUUGCCAUUUAGUAUGCUGGUGAAUGUGAACAGACAUUAACAGAAGCUUUGUCUAACAUUACAUAAAUAC
Drosophila hydei is the source of this 1248-nucleotide messenger RNA. Its product is annotated as zinc finger protein 436. NCBI's taxonomy places the organism in Eukaryota, Metazoa, Arthropoda, Insecta, Diptera, Drosophilidae. The record is from RefSeq and is a predicted model, not a curated record. The coding region runs from base 116 to 1147 and encodes 343 amino acids. Gene Ontology annotation, biological process: regulation of DNA-templated transcription. The transcript has 4 exons. Gene Ontology annotation, molecular function: zinc ion binding; RNA polymerase II cis-regulatory region sequence-specific DNA binding; DNA-binding transcription factor activity, RNA polymerase II-specific. Gene Ontology annotation, cellular component: nucleus.